CAAACGCCUUCAACACACUCAUGACCACAAACUGACCAAUUCGUAUAUAAAUAUGUCCACACUCACUAAACCCUGCACCUCCUUAAAAUCCCUUGUCGUCGAAUACCAUUGAACUAAUUCUAGCUAGCUUUCUACAUAACAGAUAUAGCUCUGUCUGUUUCUUUAGUUCCUUCAUCCUCACUUUAACGCUUUCCCCUACACUGAACAAAACCCAAGUUUUAAAGUUUGACUUCAUUUGAUCAAUUCAGGGCCUCGUCGGGACGCCCUAUAUUCUUCAAACCCAAAACCCCAUCUGACAAUCAAGCAUGGCCAUCUUGAUUGGCGGGCUUUGAAUUCUUGAACCCUUUACCCUCUGUGUGUGUGGCUUGUUGUGAGUAAUUUUAAUUUGUGGCAGGUGAUGGAGGAGUACCUGAAGGAGAUAGAAGGCAAAAGCUUGCACGACUAUGAUGCUCAAAGGGUAAAGAUGGCUAAAAGAUUGUGCGUUCGUGGACCAGUUAUAGUGGGAGCUGGUCCAUCUGGCUUAGCCACAGCAGCUUGUCUUAAACACAAAGGAAUCCCAAGUCUCAUCCUUGAAAAGUCCGGUUGCUUAGCUUCAAUGUGGGAAUUCAAGACCUACGAUCGCCUUCGGCUUCACCUUCCCAAACAAUUUUGUGAGCUUCCUCUCUUGCCGUUUCCCAAGAACUUCCCUUCCUAUCCCACAAAACAGCAGUUUCUAGCCUACUUGAAGGCCUACGCUCUUCACUUUGGCAUCAAACCAGCCUUCAACAAGACAGUGAUCACCGCAGAAUUUGAUCACAGAUUUGGUUUCUGGAGAGUGAAGACCCAAGGGCUGAAGAGGGAGAUGACAGAAUAUGUUUGUCAGUGGCUCAUAGUGGCCACAGGAGAGAAUGCAGAGGCCGUAGUGCCUCAAAUUGAAGGCAUGGAUGAUUUCUUAGGACCUGUAAUACACAGUAGCUCGUACAAGAGAGGCAGUGAGUUUUCUGGGAAAAAAGUUCUGGUGGUUGGAUGCGGGAAUUCUGGCAUGGAAGUCUGCUUGGACCUCUGCGAUCAUAAUGCUCGCCCUUCCCUUGUGGUUAGAGACACGGUUCAUAUCUUGCCUCAGCAGAUGUUUGGGAAAUCUACUUUUGGUUUAUCUAUGUGUUUGCUCAAGUGGUUCCCAAUACGGCUUGUGGAUCGGUUUUUGCUUCUGAUGUCACGUCUCAUGCUUGGGAACACAGCUCAGUAUGGACUUAAUCGACCCAAAGUUGGCCCUCUGGAGCUCAAGAACUUAAGCGGCAAGACACCAGUUUUGGAUGUUGGCACACUGGCUCAGAUCAAAUGCGGCAAUAUUAAGGUUCGCCGGGGAAUUUCACGACUAACUCAGCAUGCAGUGGAGUUUGUCGAUGGUAAACUAGAGAACUUCGAUGCCAUCAUUCUGGCAACUGGUUACAAGAGCAAUGUACCCUCUUGGUUAAAGGAGAGUGACAUGUUUAGUGAGAAAGAUGGGUUGCCCCGGAAAGCAUUUCCCAAUGGAUGGAAAGGCGAAAACGGACUCUAUUCUGUGGGUUUCACAAAACGUGGCCUCCUUGGCGCCUCCAUUGACGCGAAGCGAAUCGCAGAAGACAUUGAACAUUGCUGGAAAGCUGUGCAGGCCAGCCAUGUUAUCAAGUUCACUCCUCCACUUGCAUUAUGCCAUGACCAGAAAGACGCACAAAAUUAAUGUUUUCCCUUAGAAAAAAGAAACAAAGGCCAAAAAGAUAAAGAUAAAGGACUUGGCUGGCCCUUGCUUCGACCUGCCAUUCACACACAUGCUUUGUGCCCGGACAGUCCUCCCAGUUGAGCUCAGCGCACUCCAAAAGGAAGGAAAGGAAUAUAAUUGAUGAUAAUAUAAGGAAAAGAAGAGAAGGCAUAUAUAGCUGCGAUGUGCGAUUCUUGCAUAUCCAUCGCUUCACAAAACUCCGGGUUUGCGAGCGUGCCAAGUUGAGCGACUUAAUUCAUGUGCACUUUUUUCUUCUUCACUUGGUGGAUUGAAAAGUGACGCGCUUGUCUUGUCAUCAUGUUAUAGAUGUGUAUAUCUUGUACAUUUGUCGUUAGCUAGGUUUUCUUUUGUUUUUUUUUUGUUUUGGCUGGGAGAUCUAGAAUUAAGAGGUUUAUAAUAUCACGUAGUCUCUUAUAUCCGUGCGUGUGUGUGGCUUGCUGAGUGUAUAGAAAUUAUGAGACAUGUUUGCAUCAAAUUUGACCUUGGUUUUGUUA
Neltuma alba is the source of this 2232-nucleotide messenger RNA. Its product is annotated as indole-3-pyruvate monooxygenase YUCCA6. Bases 398 to 1699 code for a protein of 433 amino acids. The transcript is spliced from 4 exons. Gene Ontology annotation, biological process: auxin biosynthetic process. Lineage: Eukaryota; Viridiplantae; Streptophyta; Magnoliopsida; Fabales; Fabaceae. Gene Ontology annotation, molecular function: N,N-dimethylaniline monooxygenase activity; flavin adenine dinucleotide binding; NADP binding. The record is from RefSeq and is a predicted model, not a curated record.